UAGGUAAUUUAUCCAACCGUGACACUUUCCCUCGAUUUUCAGGCUUCAUUGCCCUGAUGGGAUGACCUUGACCCCGGUGGUACCAUUUGGAAUUGCAGGCACAGAAGUCUGGAAGCGGAGUGCCCAUGACCUUUGAGUGGAACACCUGACGCUGGCCAGGAGCCGUGGCGAAGAUUGGGGGUGGGAUGGAAGGGAGACAGCCUGUCGCCACUGAUCCGGGAAACGAGCAGUGCGCAUGUCAGCAGAUGGAUAUAAGGAUGGUGAGAGCAGCUGCAGCAAUACUCGACGCCUCCACAGUCCAUGUCCAAUCACCCCUACACCAGCAAGACACCAGCGAACAACGCCGACCACCGCAAGACAACCCGACCCUGAGGGACACUGACCACAAAGACACUGAGCCAACCAGACUCCAACGGCUCUACUGACAACAAGGUUCAAGUCUAGUCGUAUCCAGUAUAGUGACUCACUGAUCCCUUCUCCACCCGUCUGUCCACCCUUCCUGAGCACAGGUCUUUGGGGAUCUCGUUACCUUCCAGCCACAGGAGCUCCUGAUGGACUUCUUGCUGGAUCUUGACCUCGGCUCACUUCUCACAUACGGUUUGUGCGCCGCAGCGAUGGCGGCGUUGUUCUGGUUGUCGACGUCGAUGAUGCCCAACACCAAGUUUGAUCACAGCAGCAGCACCACCAAGAGUCGGGGUCGCCCACAGCUGCCUCCUGGCCCUACAGGCUUGGCGGGACUGGUGAAGUUUUUCCGAGGACUCAAUAAGUUCGAGCUGCACCUGACGGCCACGGAGUGGGCCAAGCAGUACGGCGAGAUCGUCGCCUGCAACAUUUUAGGGCAGAACAUCAUCUUCCUCAACUCGGCUGACAUCUCCGUCGGGUCUUCGGAGAGGAGUUUGGUGAAGUCUGUUCUGACAGGCCUCGAACCUUCUCCGGCAAGUACAUCUUCUUCAACUGCCAGGACGCCUGCAUGUCGCCCUACAACAGCGACACCAAGCGCAUGCGCAAAGCGCUACAUGCGUCCUUGCGUUUCUAUGGCGACGGCGUGCAGCAGUUCGAGCAAACGGUGCACAGCGAGAUCGACCACGUGAUCGCCAGACUGCACGGAACGCAUGACGCUGUCUCGGGGCAGGACUUCGAGAAUCUCGUGUCAGAUUCGAUCCUCAGCGUGAUCCACAUUCUCCUAACCGGAAGUCGUCCAGAGGAGGGGGAUCCAAACGUACUCAACAUGCGAGAGUUCGACCACUGGUUCUCGGCCCUGCUGACCCCUGACAUCGACAUCCUGCUGCAGGUGGCGCCCUGGCUCCGACUCUUCCCGUGCCGCGCUGGCCAUCUGUGGUCACUCGCGGAUGGCUACAAGAAAAAAUUCCUGGACUACUAUUUCCAUCACAUGAAGAAGACGCAAAGCCCUGGCGACCAGCGAGGGUUGGUUAAUGUUCUGUUGGCUCAGCAGCAGUCGGACACCGACCAGUGGCUCAGCGACGAACGCAUUCAGUGUCUUCUGCUCAACAUCGUCACGGGAGCGUAUUUGACAACAAGAAGCUCUCUGCUUGGUUGUCUCCUGUUUCUCCUGCAUUAUCCAGACGUCCAAAAACGUGUACAGAAGGAAAUCGAUGAGGUCAUAGGUGAAAGGAAAUGCCGCUUUGGGACAAACUGCGCAUGCCUUACCUGGAUGCUGUUGUCAUGGAAACUUUACGCAUUCUUAGUCAGGGUUCGCUGGGCAUUCCAAGAUGCAACCGAGAGGAGAUCACGGUCAACGGCUACACGAUUCCCAAGAACUCCACGCUGUUUUGCAAUAUGUGGCACAUUCAUCAUGACGACAAGCAGUGGGGCGACCCCUGGACCUUCCGACCGGAAAGGUUUCUGGACGACCAAGGGCAGCCACUCUCAGCUACGCAUCCUGUUCGACUAAAGUUCGCCGCCUUCGGUCUGGGGAGACGUCACUGUCCGGGGGACAGCUUUGCGCGUGCGCGGCUCUUCAUGUACCUUGUCACCUUGCUCCAGAAUUUCGAUUUCUGCUCCCCACCCGGGGUUUCUCCACCCCCGUAUGCUCCUGGUUUUAUUCAGACUGCCGUUAUCCUGCAAGCCGCCAUCGUACUCUGUGCAGGUGAUACGAAGGAAAAGCUAGAUGAACAAACAGACAAUGGAGGGAAUGCGGAAAGAGUGAACUCCACAUUAAAACUUAUUUUUAAUUUGAUUAGAGUUACAGACUACGCAUGUCCAUAAAAUUACAUCUGCACAUGCAACUCACGCAUGCAUGUACUCGAACACACACACAGACACACACAUGAAGUCGAACAUAUACAAACAUUCAUCUCUAUCUUCCUUGGUCUUAGUCCCAGUGGAUUAUUGAAAAAAAAAUCCCAAAGCUUUUGUCUGAUAUUCAAACAUUCUAAUGUCAAAGUUCGUUUGAAAUGGACUCCACGAUUGUUACUAGCAAACUAUCUGAAGGCAAAAUUUUAUAUUCUUGCUCACAUGAUUGCCGAGUUGUAUGUAAAUAUAUUUAAGCAUAUUUAAAUAGACACGUUUUGUAACUUUU
Pomacea canaliculata is the source of this 2539-nucleotide messenger RNA. RefSeq names its product steroid 17-alpha-hydroxylase/17,20 lyase-like. Gene Ontology annotation, molecular function: steroid 17-alpha-monooxygenase activity; iron ion binding; heme binding. Lineage: Eukaryota; Metazoa; Mollusca; Gastropoda; Architaenioglossa; Ampullariidae. Gene Ontology annotation, biological process: hormone biosynthetic process; progesterone metabolic process. The record is from RefSeq and is a predicted model, not a curated record. The transcript is spliced from 8 exons. The coding region runs from base 971 to 1912 and encodes 313 amino acids.